AUGCAAGGCCGUGGUUUAAAAAGAAAACAAGAGGCCGAGAUCGACCCGAGACUAGCACCCUUCGGGGGGUUUUUGCAGGCUAGAGGGGCUGAGGGUAUGUUUUGCGCCAGCCUACUGCAGGUGCUGGCGGUAUUCAUGGUCAUACCGGCACCGAGCCGGUUAUACCAAUAUCUAAAGGACCAAUGGGCCCAUAUGGGCCAUCCACGACUAACGCAAAUGUUUAACGCCGCCACUCUGGACCGCGAUGACGACGACUUACUGGAAGCGCUGUGCCAGAUGCGCGGCAUAAUGCUCCUGGUGCACCCACUUAAUACGGGUGCACCCAUUAAAAUAUACGGACAAAGCCGCCUAGUAUUUGAGGCGGCUCAAUAUAACGGAGCUUAUGCCGCGCUACUAACUUCAACUAAUACCGCAACUAACCCGUCGCCCAAACGACAAAAAAUAACGACUGACCUCACUGACCCAUCUAACCGACCUGGACCAUCUAACGUGCCACUAAUGAAGCACCUGAAACCAACUAACGCAGUGCCGACAAUAGUAACAUACGCUACAUCACCAAUUAACAACGACUCACCAGCAACAACCUCACGUCCGGGCCUCUGA
Messenger RNA from Anisakis simplex (herring worm), 603 nucleotides. NCBI's taxonomy places the organism in Eukaryota, Metazoa, Nematoda, Chromadorea, Rhabditida, Anisakidae. The record is from the annotation of a GenBank genome assembly.